Miscanthus lutarioriparius is the source of this 1614-nucleotide messenger RNA. NCBI's taxonomy places the organism in Eukaryota, Viridiplantae, Streptophyta, Magnoliopsida, Poales, Poaceae. The record is from the annotation of a GenBank genome assembly.
AUGCCUGCCACCGCCUUCGCCUCCGUCGCCGCGUCGCCGUCUCCGUGGUCGCCACGUCCGCCUCCUCGCCGCGCCCACGUCCGCCUGCCCCCGCCGAGAAGCGGAAGCAGCGCGGGCGGGGGCGGGGGCGACGAGCCCUCCACCGCCACCCCGUGGGCGAGCCCCGACUGGCUCACGUCUCUCUCGCGCGCGGUCGGCCGGAGCCGGAGCGGCGGCGGCGACGACUCGGGGAUCCCCGUCGCGUCCGCCAAGCUCGACGACGUGCGGGACCUCCUCGGCGGCGCGCUCUUCCUGCCGCUCUUCAAGUGGUUCCGCGAGGAAGGGCCCGUGUACCGCCUCGCCGCGGGGCCGCAGGACUUCGUCAUCGUCAGCGACCCCGCCGUCGCCAGGCACGUGCUGCGCGGCUACGGCUCGCGCUACGCUAAGGGACUAGUCGCUGAAGUCUCCGAGUUCCUCUUCGGCUCCGGCUUCGCCAUCGCGGAGGGCGACCUAUGGACGGUGAGACGCAGAGCUGUUGUGCCUUCCCUGCACAAAAGAUUUCUGUCCAUUAUCGUGGAAAAGGUAUUUUGUAAAUGUGCUGAGAGAUUAAUAGAGAAACUUGAGCCAUAUGCUUUGAGUGGGGAAGUUGUCAAUAUGGAAGCGAGGUUUUCUCAGUUGACAUUGGAUGUGAUUGGUUUGUCAUUGUUCAACUACAAUUUUGAUUCCCUCACAACAGAUAGUCCUGUCAUUGAUGCUGUUUAUACUGCACUCAAAGAAGCAGAGCUUCGUUCUACAGAUCUUUUGCCAUACUGGAAGAUUGAUUUCUUGUGCAAGAUAAUUCCAAGACAGAUAAAAGCAGAGAAUGCAGUUAGGAUUAUAAGAAACACUGUUGAAGAGCUGAUUAUGAAGUGUAAAGAAAUAGUGGAAGCUGAAAAUGAACAGAUUGAGGGUGAGGAAUAUGUAAAUGAGGGGGACCCUAGCAUUCUACGCUUCCUACUUGCUAGCCGAGAUGAGGUAAGCAGUGUACAAUUACGUGAUGAUCUCUUGUCAAUGUUAGUUGCUGGUCAUGAAACAACAGGCUCUGUACUGACAUGGACAAUCUAUCUUCUCAGUAAGGAUCCGGCUGCACUGAGGAGAGCUCAAGAUGAAGUAGAUCGUGUUCUACAAGGUAGACUCCCCAAAUAUGAGGAUGUAAAGGAGCUGAAAUACUUGAUGCGCUGUAUAAAUGAGUCUAUGCGGCUGUAUCCACACCCUCCUGUGCUGUUACGGCGUGCAAUAGUUGAUGAUGUUCUUCCUGGAGACUAUAAGGUUAAGGCUGGUCAAGAUAUUAUGAUAUCUGUGUACAAUAUACACAGGUCCCCAGAGGUCUGGGAUAGAGCAGAUGAGUUCAUUCCAGAGAGGUUUGAUUUAGAGGGACCUGUUCCAAAUGAGUCAAACACAGAUUUCAGGUUUAUCCCAUUCAGUGGAGGUCCUCGGAAAUGUGUUGGAGAUCAAUUUGCUCUCCUAGAAGCGAUAGUGGCACUUGCAGUUGUGUUGCAGAAGAUGGAUAUUCAGCUUGUGCCAGAUCAAAAGAUUAACAUGACUACUGGAGCUACAAUUCAUACAACCAAUUUGAUAUCAAUUGGAGUUCAAUAA